AUGUUUUUGGUAUUUGAACGCUGUCAGGAUGGCUGGUUUAAAGGCACUUCCAUGCACACCAGUAAGAUCGGAGUGUUCCCGGGCAACUAUGUUGCACCAGUCACCAGGGCUUUAACAACUGGGACACAACCCAAGGUUGUCAUGGCAACAGCAGGUGGAGCUACACAGAUGGUGAACAUGGUAGCACCAUGUUCAAGUGCAGUACCUUGCCAGAAGAUACAAGGAAAUGGACCAGAAUUUAGCAAAACUGUUAAUAUAAAUGGCGUCUCUACCACAGUCAUUCCAGGUACCCAUAUCCAGACCAGCCCUCAGGCUAAGGUUCUGAUGCAUAUGAGUGGCCAAAUGACAGUGAACCAAGCCCGGAAUGCUGUCCGGACAGCCGCUGCCCAUAAUCAGGAGCGACCGACAGCUGCAGUUACUCCCAUCCAGGCUCAGAAUGCCUCUUCCCUUAUCCAGGGACCAUCUGGGAAUGGCCACCAAGGCUCUCCUGCCCAACAAAUGCAGCCACAGCUUUCAAGUUCAGCUGCAUACAUCAAUGCUGCCAUGAAUCUCAACAGAUCAACUGUGCCAAUGUCUGCCAACUGUAGCGGUAACAGCGGGACCUCUGUGGAGGCAGAUGGCAGUUGGAAAUGUGUCUCUGCAGCCACUGGAAGCUCUUCAUCUCCUGAUAGUAUUUCUGCACCUUUAAGUUCUUCUGCUGCUAAUAAGCAAGACAAGGACAGCAAGAAAGAGAAAAAAGGUUUGCUGAAGUUGUUGUCCGGUGCAUCCACAAAAAGAAAGCCUCGAGCAUCUCCUCCUCACUCUCCUACACUAGAACUGGAACAGACUACACCAGAGGCCACUUUGGAAGGAGCAGUUGGCCCUGACAUUCUAACCAGUACUGUCCGAGCUGCUUCUGGAACUGUCGAUUGUGAAGCUGUCAAUGCACUGGCACAGGAGAAUCGCAAAACUAAUUUGGUGGAUCCUAAUGUUCCUAUAGCACCUCCACCCAGGCAGCCUUGCUCAUCACUGGGCCCUGUACUAAAUGACUCUAGACCUGUGAUCUGUGAAAGAUACAGAGUGGUGGUGUCAUACCCUCCCCAGAGUGAGGCCGAGCUUGAGCUCAAGGAAGGGGACAUUGUAUUUGUGCACAAGAAACGUGAAGAUGGCUGGUAUAAAGGCACACUACAGCGCAAUGGCAAAACCGGCUUAUUCCCAGGCAGCUUUGUGGAGAAUAUUUAA
Molecule: messenger RNA, 1221 nt
Organism: Staurois parvus
Lineage: Eukaryota; Metazoa; Chordata; Amphibia; Anura; Ranidae
Source: the annotation of a GenBank genome assembly